AUGCACCAACAACACCAGCAGCAGCAACACCAGCAGCAGCAACAACAGCAACAGCAACAGCAACAGCAGCAGCAGCAGCAGCAGCAGCAGCAGAAACAACAGGAAGCCGAAAAGGAAUCGCAAAUCGCAAAGAGUGACGCGCAGAGCUGGGGCGACGAGUUUACCUCGCUCGAAGGCCCCGCAGGCCUUGCUCACGCCUAUGCCAGGGACGCCGAUGUGGAGGAGCUCAACGUUGCUGAGCGGCUGAGAAUUGACGAUUCCUUUGAAGAUAUGUACGAAGCCGCUUUCAGAGACUAUCUGGGGAGCGGCGCGAUCAAAGAACAGUACAAGUUUGCGGAGAGGGAGGGCGAGCAGAAGCACGGCAGAAGUGCCAUGGAGGCCUUGGAAGAGGGCGUGCAGUUGAGGGCUUCCGGCAAGCUUGUUAUGGCCGUCAGGGCCUUUGAGGAGGCUCUUAACCGCGAGGCGGGAGACCCCCAUCCACCACUCGAGCGUGAUCAAACUGCGAAGGCGUGGCACUUAUUGGGGCUCACGCUCGCAGAGACGGAUGACGAUGCGGCUGCUAUUGUCGCCCUGCAGCAGGGUUUGGAGGGGUACAACAGCUCGUUGCAAGGUGAGCAGCGCCAAGAUAAUCCCUACUUGUUGAGUUCUUUGAUUGCACUGGCGGUUAGUUUUACCAAUGAGCAGAUGCAACCGCAGGCUUUUGGUCAUAUCAAGGAGUGGUUUGGGCUGUGGUGCAAGCAGAAUGGAGUUAGCGACGCCGAACUGGAUCGCAACAGCCAACCAACGGUGAACGGAACGGAUUUGGAAGAUGUGUUUCAGGACGCGGGCAAGGCUGGCGCCCAGGAUUUAUUGGAGCGAAUGAGAAAGGCUUGCGCAAGCGCGCCGGAAGACGCGGAUGUCCGCAUCGUUAUGGGGGUUCUCCAUAAUUUGCAUAGGGAGUAUUCAAAGGCGGCAGAGACUCUGCGACAUGCAGUCAUGCUCAGGCCGAACGACCCCGGGCUAUGGAACAAGCUCGGUGCCACGCUUGCAAACGGUGGUGAGAGCGAUGACGCGUUACGAGCUUACCGACGUUCUGUGGACAUUAACCCGGCGCUAGUCCGAGCGUGGGUGAACGUUGGAACGGCAUACUCGAAUCGCGGGGAGUUUCCAAAAGCCGCGCGAUACUACCUCAAGUCAGUUUCGAUGGCGGCUGAUGAAGCGACGUCGGCUCACAGCAAGGGCAUCAUGAAUAAUGAGGAUAGGAUGUCACAUGUAUGGGGCUAUCUUAGAACCACGAUAAUCUCGAUGUCGCGGCCGGACCUGCUCAACCUAAUCGAUUCAAGAGAUAUUCAAGGACUUGGAUCACAUUUCUCUUUCUAACACGGCAUUCGGGCUGAUAGAUCAGAUGUUAGACUAACCUACUGCUUAUAUAGGAACAGAUGUACAAUACAUUGGGACGAGAAAGAAAGAAAUGUUAAACAGCAAACUCAAGUGUUCUCAAA
Messenger RNA from Chondrus crispus (carragheen), 1481 nucleotides. Its product is annotated as TPR repeat-containing protein. The transcript has 2 exons. NCBI's taxonomy places the organism in Eukaryota, Rhodophyta, Florideophyceae, Gigartinales, Gigartinaceae. Gene Ontology annotation, cellular component: peroxisomal membrane; cytosol. Gene Ontology annotation, biological process: protein import into peroxisome matrix, docking. The coding region runs from base 1 to 1359 and encodes 452 amino acids. The record is from RefSeq and is a predicted model, not a curated record. Gene Ontology annotation, molecular function: protein binding.